Mesorhabditis spiculigera is the source of this 465-nucleotide messenger RNA. The record is from the annotation of a GenBank genome assembly. Lineage: Eukaryota; Metazoa; Nematoda; Chromadorea; Rhabditida; Rhabditidae.
AUGAUGCGGAAUAUCGACGGAUUUUUGGGGGCCGAGCUGAAGAAGUUGGCAAGUCAGAUCGGGGAAGCGAUCACGAGCGAGAUCAGUGAGCUCCGAGUCUCAGACUUCCACUUCCUCUACUUCAACCCCUCUUCCCUAUCCCUACGUACUUCCUUCAACCAGUCCCCCUUGAUCGGGAUGAGUUCAUUGGGGCUAAACCCAAGUGCCAGCCAGCUCCUCCCUCCCGUCCCGCAACAAGUCUAUAGAAUCGUGUGCGAGACGUACGACCGGCUCUUGGAUUCGUCGGAAGAUUUUGGAGAGUGUAUCGUCAAGGAUAGUGCGGAUUGGUGGAUUGUCAUCAAGAAGGUCAACGACCGGAUCCUCAUCAUCCUCCUCCCGCCUUCUGCCAACCUGCCCACGCUGCAAGACGCGUAUAUGCGUGUCAGCGAGAUCAUUAAGUCACGAUUUCAGGGAAUCUUCUUGCUG